ACAUUCCCCCUUUCCCUCCCAGUACCAGAAACCCCCAAGCCAAACAACAACAACAACAACGACCAAAAUGCAAUUCACCAUCGCCACCGUCAUGAUCGCCACCACCGCCAUCCACGGCGCUACAGCCCAGCUAUGCGAGCCCGACUUCUACGCUCCAGACAUUGUCCAGUUCUCCUCUUGUGCCACAGCCAACGCAGCCGGUACCGAUCCGGCGCCCAUGGUCGCAUACAUGUCCGGGUUUCUCGGGUGUCAGAACAUCAUCAACGGCGAUACGAAUCCGCUUACGGGCAUCAUCAAAGCUCAUCAGUGCCAUCAGGGCUUUGCUGCUUCGGACGAGGUGCCUGGGUUUUUGGGAAAUAGUAUUCUUCUUGAGGUUCCGUGCCAGCCUGGGGAUAAGUGUCCAUAA
This is a messenger RNA of Periconia digitata, 406 nucleotides long. NCBI's taxonomy places the organism in Eukaryota, Fungi, Ascomycota, Dothideomycetes, Pleosporales, Periconiaceae. The record is from the annotation of a GenBank genome assembly.